Molecule: messenger RNA, 339 nt
Organism: Hymenoscyphus albidus
Lineage: Eukaryota; Fungi; Ascomycota; Leotiomycetes; Helotiales; Helotiaceae
Source: the annotation of a GenBank genome assembly
AUGUCCUGGCCCCAGCGGCAAAGCCAGGGCCUACCGGCCCCUCGAAGAACUCAAGACUGGGCGGCCAUGAGCAUCCAGUAAGCACCCAUGUUCCAAGGUCCCACUGCUGCUGAUUGCAAUCCGGUCGCGGUUGAUCGCAGGAGAAAUCAACUUAUCAAGUUGUCAAUUCAUAUCAAGAGGUACAGAAUAAGACCCACUGGUGUCCCGGCAGCUGAGUGCGGUGCGGAACCACUUGGAUGGACGGCCACAUUCUCCAGAAUCGGGGCAGAUCCGAGGGAUCUCAGAACAAGCCACGUCAAGGCAACAGCCAUGAGGAAAUUAAAAUCAAUCCCAAACUGA